AGCUGCGCAACGACAUCUACCGAUCCGACAAUUGUCGAUAACCAUAUACGGAAUAGUACCCUUGCUUUCGUAAUAAGUGGCGGCGCUGGCGUGUUAAGCAGUGGUUGUCUCUCUUCUGAAAUUGGGACGCGUUCCGCAAUCUACAAAAAAUCGGUGCACAAACCUUUCAGACCACGAGUAUAACGUUUUUUAGAUUGAGAAUCAGAAAGACGUUCAAAUACGCGUCCAGAAUACGGUACCAUUAUCUUCAAAAGAACUUCAAAAGUUGAUCAAGACUUAGGAAAUAGGAUCCAAUCACAGGUUCAAGAACUCAUUGAGCGGGUAAUAGUACAGAAUGCACGUAUUGCCUAGCAACCGCUUGACAUUACAUUGACAUGCAAUUCUGAGUAUCACCGCGAAAGUAAUCGUACACGUUGACAGUUGGAGAGAUGAAGAAGCUGUCACGAUGACAGACGAAGUACGACCAGAAGUGAUAAAGAAGACGCAAGAUGUGCUUGGGAAAUACUUUAAAAAACCACCGUUAACCGAGAAAUUACUCCGCAAACCACCCUUUCGCUUCCUCCACGACAUUAUAUCGACUAUUAUUGCUCAGACGGGUUUUUUGGAAGGAUUAUUUACUGAAGAAGAGCUGAAUUCUGAUAACAUAAAGGACAAGGAGGCAAAGCUUGCCUUCUUGACAAAGCUCAUUGAUGUUGUCAAGUUAAUUUCGGCCGCAAAUUUAACAGUCAGGGCCAGUAAAAUUAUCUCCGGCCAAGAGCCAACGAAGACAAAUGAAUUACUGCAAGCUAUCGGGAAAGCUCUAGACAAGAAAGUCAGCAGUACAGAGGCGAUCGAGCAUUACAAGAAGAGCUUAGAGAAGAAAGCAAAAACAGGAUCAAAGUUAAGAUCCACGACUAAAGAGGAAAGUCAGAAGAAACAUGCAGCAAGACAGUCCUCGCAAACAAGAAAGUCAUCGGAGAAAGACAAAAUCUCGGCAGAGCAAAGGAAAAAAUCUUCUUCCAGUACGGGGAAAGUAGCAUCGGGUGGAGCAAAACGCAUCAACGACAAGACUGAUGAAAAAGUGUCGAGAGAAACGAAGGAGAGCAACUCGAAGAAUGUUGACGCAAUAGAUAUUCCAGUGGCUGAGCCGGUUGAACGAAAAGUUUCCGCUUCAGCGCAAAGGAGGAAAUCUUCCUCGUCCGCCAAAUCGAAGCAGAAUGUCACAGCAUCAGUGGUUGCGGCCGAAUCGACAGAAGAGCAGACGCUACAUAGAAGUUCUUCGAGCAGAAUAAGACACUCGGCACAGGCAAGCGGUUCGCGGGAGAAAGUGGGAAAUUUGCCUGCCGAGUCUCUCCACGAAGAGGAAGAUAAAUCACCGACGAACAACCAUAUCAAUGAAAAUAAGGAAAAUGGGAUAUCAGAAGAGGACAAAGUUUCGCAGCAAAGUGCUGAGAAAAACGAUCAAUCGACAUCAGAACUCGUGGGAUCUCAAGUUGAAACCACUGAAACGACCGUGUUGCAACAAUUGAAUACGAGGCCUAAAACUUCUCUAAGACCGCCCAGCGCGAGACCUAUCAGCGCCAGGCCGGCGGCACCUAGGAUGAGGGCGAAAGCAGAAUUGAUCGUCAACGAGGAGAUACAAACACCACUGGGUAAUAUCAGCGUCAUCGUAGAAAGUUCCGACCUGAAAGACGACGAUGAUGACGCUGAAGAUAUGGUGGUGAUGGAGACCAAGGGAAGUAACGGUGAUUUCCUGGAGAAUGGAGACUACAAAAUAGACAAUCAAUUGAUGCAGGAACACGGACAUCUCGUGGCGCAAAUCUUAGAGACUCAGAGGGAGUUAGUCAAUACCGACAAUGUUGACGUAAUACCGAAAAAAGUGGAUAUCGCUUGGGAAUCAGGCUCAAAACGUGAUCGAGAAGCCGCGGCCAGGGAAGUUGACAAAUUAAGGGGGACUAUACAGACGCUAACGCGUACAACAAAUCCUCUAGGGAAACUUUUAGAUUACGUACAAGAAGAUGUAGAAAUGAUGGAAAAAGAAUUAUCAGAUUGGAAAAGCCAAUAUCGUCAGCUGAGCGACGAACUAGAAAGAGAACAAAAAGAAACGGAAGAAAUGAUAGAGCCUAUGAAAGAAACAUUAAAGGAAAUCGAUAGUAAUAUGAAAACUCAAUUAGAUAAAAUAUGCCAGGUAAAAUCGCAAAUUAUCAAAAACGACCAGAAAAUUCAACGACUACUAAACGGUCAUUUAUAAUAUGUCAUUUAUAACAUGUAGUCAGUAGCUACAUGUUAGGAUGUAAAUACUUUUUGCGUUUCUUAAAAGAAAAUUUCACGUGUAAAGAAUAUUUUACAUGCAAAAUAUAUUUAUGUUAU
Messenger RNA from Odontomachus brunneus, 2349 nucleotides. RefSeq names its product TRAF3-interacting protein 1 (gene IFT54). Bases 446 to 2230 code for a protein of 594 amino acids. The transcript has 11 exons. Gene Ontology annotation, molecular function: microtubule binding. Gene Ontology annotation, cellular component: axoneme; intraciliary transport particle B; ciliary basal body. Gene Ontology annotation, biological process: intraciliary transport; regulation of microtubule cytoskeleton organization; cilium assembly. Lineage: Eukaryota; Metazoa; Arthropoda; Insecta; Hymenoptera; Formicidae. The record is from RefSeq and is a predicted model, not a curated record.